AUGGCAAGAGUAUCAACUUUUGGUUGGAUAAUUGGACUGAUCCACAACAAUAUUCAAGUAGCUAUUCCCUCCCUUCUUGGCAUAGUUUCUGCUUAUUCAGUUCCUGCAGUUGAGGUUCAGGAUCUCUUUGCUUGGAAAAAUUCCAUCAGUGGCAUUUUAACUUUGAAAGAAGCUUAUAAUUUGGUCACUCAGCCUAGUUCUAACUCUACUUGGAAGUCCUUUCCUUGGGAUAAAGAUUCUCCUCCUUCUCACUCUAUGACAGUUUGGAGAUUAAUGCACAACAAGAUUCCUACUGAUGAUAACUUGCAAACUCGAGGGUUCUUGUUUCCAUCAUUGUGUACCCUCUGCUCUACUUGUAGUGAAACUUCUAAUCACUUCUUCUUUGACUGUAAAUAUGCUAACAACAUCUGGAAUUGGUUUUCUAGUAUCAUCAAUGUGAAUUUCAGUAUCCUAAGUAUAGAGGACUGCAAAAAGACUAUCUCCCUAAACCGGUCCCCUCAAGCAAAGGCUGUUAUUCAUGCUAGCAUUGUUGGCAUAAUUCAUCAUGUCUGGAAUGCAAUAAACCAGGCCAGAUUCAAAGAUAAAAUCAUAUCAUGGAAAUCUUGUGCUUCCAAGAUAAAGGCCUAUGCGAAGGUUGUGGGAAAUCAUAACAAGAGAGCUUCCAAUGGAUCUAUGCCAAGCUUUUCUCUUCUCAAACAGUUUGACAUAAAUAUUCAACCAAGCAAUUUUGCUAUAACUUUAGAUGUCAUUUGGUCUCCUCCUCUCUCGGGAUGGAUCAAAUGCAAUGUGGAUGGUGUUGCCAAGGGAUCUCCAAGCCUUGCUGCUUGUGGUAGGAUCUUUAGAGACCACAAUGUUAAUCAUAUUGUUAGUUUUAGCUCUUAUCUAGCUGAGGAAUCUGCUGAAACGGCUGAGUUCAUUGCUCUUAUCACGGCUCUUGAAUUGGCUAAAGAAAAGAAUUUUGAUAAGAUAUAG
Molecule: messenger RNA, 972 nt
Organism: Vicia villosa (hairy vetch)
Lineage: Eukaryota; Viridiplantae; Streptophyta; Magnoliopsida; Fabales; Fabaceae
Exons: 2
Coding region: 1-972 (323 amino acids)
Molecular function (GO): RNA-DNA hybrid ribonuclease activity; nucleic acid binding
Source: RefSeq, a predicted model, not a curated record